AUGCCAAAUAUUUUAAAUAAUAACGAUGAUAUUGUGAAUCGACAACAAAGAGUUAACAAAUCGGAUUGGAAAUACUAUAGAUAUAAGCCGAGCUCUGAUCGUAUUAAAGGUUUGCUGAAUUUGCAAAUGGAUAAAACUCAUUUGAGCCAGCGGGAAUCAGAGUCUCGUACAGUGUACGAGAGCGCUAAAUUCUCUUUACCCGCGAGAUAUGAAGUUAUCCAAACCUUGGGGAAAGGAUCUUAUGGGACCGUUUGCUCCGUCAAGGAUCGAUUAAAUCCACAAAAUCAGUAUCCAAUUGCCGUUAAGAAGAUAACCAACAUUUUUUAUCGAGAAAUUCUUCUGAAGAGGGCAAUAAGGGAAUUGAAAUUUAUGAUUUUCUUCAAAGGCCACAAGAAUAUCGUUAAUUUACUUGACCUUGAAAUCGUCUCAGACAAGCCAUAUGAUGGACUUUAUUGUUAUCAGGAGCUUAUCGACUACGAUUUGGCUAAAGUAAUUCAUUCUUCAGUUCAACUCUCAGAUUUUCAUAUAAAGCACCUAUUCUAUCAGAUUUUAUGUGGUUUGAAAUAUAUUCAUAGUGCUGAAGUUAUUCACAGGGAUUUGAAACCAGGUAAUAUCCUCUGUACGUUAAAUGGUUGUUUAAAAAUCUGUGAUUUUGGCUUAGCAAGAGGGUUGGCUCCACAAUUCUUCACUUCAAAAGAUAACUAUCACGAUAUAACCAAUUACGUGGCAACUCGUUGGUAUAGGGCCCCGGAGUUGAUUCUCUCGGAGAAAGCUUAUGACAAAUCAAUUGAUAUGUGGUCCACUGGCUGUAUCUUGGCAGAAUUUUACGCAAGAAAACCGCUAUUUAUGGGCAAAGACUCUAUGCACCAAGUUCAUGAGAUUGUUAAAGUUUUGGGAGCUCCAUCAAAGGAAAUUCUCGUCGACUACGGAUCAUUGAAGGCAUGGAACACCUACCAUAAUUUGAGUGGAUCAUCUCCAACAGUUUCUUGGCAAGAGUUGUAUCCCUUUGCCGCAAUUGAAGCAUUAGAUUUGAUCGAUAAUUUAUUGAAAUGGCAUCCGAAGAAAAGGUUUACUGUAGAGCAGGCUUUGGAGCAUCCCUUUUUAGGUGCUGUUCGAAAUCUAGAUGAUGAACCAGUCUGUCCUUGGGGUCCGUUUGAUUUCUCCUACGAAUAUCAGUUACACUCUAUGCCCAGGCUUAGAGAGUUUUUAAUACACGAAGUCUCAAUGUUCAGAGAAGAGAGGCUGAGACGUAAUAUAACAAAAUCAAAAGCCGUUGGAGACAUAAAAAUCGUGGGGGACCUGCAGUUGUGA
Torulaspora delbrueckii is the source of this 1311-nucleotide messenger RNA. RefSeq names its product mitogen-activated protein kinase SMK1 (gene SMK1). Gene Ontology annotation, molecular function: protein serine/threonine kinase activity; ATP binding. The coding region runs from base 1 to 1311 and encodes 436 amino acids. NCBI's taxonomy places the organism in Eukaryota, Fungi, Ascomycota, Saccharomycetes, Saccharomycetales, Saccharomycetaceae. Gene Ontology annotation, biological process: protein phosphorylation; intracellular signal transduction. Gene Ontology annotation, cellular component: nucleus; cytoplasm. The record is from RefSeq and is a predicted model, not a curated record. The transcript has a single exon.